GUGGACCUCAUGGCAUAUUCGGAGGAGGAUGGCAUACCCAAGUGGGAAUGGGCAGAAGAAAUUACUUACGAUGCACCAAAUACUGGACACUUCACCUGGAUACCAAGACCGACAUGGGAAAUUCUAGAGCACAAUGCAGUUGGUGCCCUACGUGUUACCAGAAGAUGGAAAAAAGAUGAUUUUGCAUUAUGGAGCGACAUACAUCCUUUGGGAUAUAUGUUGUAUGAUUGGUAUCAGAAUGACCAGGAACUGUGGGCCACUAUGCGUUGUGAAGAGUGGUAUGAAAGAGAAGUUAACGAAGAUGAGUACGUUCUUGAACUUGAACCAUGCCCAUGUAACUUAAGUCAGGCUCUGGCCGAUAGAGGACGCUUUAAGCCUACACUUGAAUGCAACUUGGAGAGUGACGAAUUCUAUUGUUACCAGAGGUCAACUAUUGUCCAUUGUGUCGAGAACAUUGUUCCAAGCCCCCGUGGAUCUGACAGUGUUUGUUGCUAUGAUGAGUUUGAAAACUUGGUGUAUUCAGGAGAUAGUGAGGAGGCUAGUUUCUCCCGAAAAUACACGAAGGAAGGGAUCGUGCCGUACAAUGCUAAGUAUAGUGUGCCCUUGUUGUCUCAUUGGAUUUACGAUGGAUUACCGUACUUCUUCUGCUGCGUUUGGGGAAAUCGAUGCGAGUACUAUCAACGUUUGCGAGAAACCCCUGAUUGCAAGGAGUAUGAAGUUCCAAGGUCAGCUGCUAUAUUUGGUGACCCACACAUUAUGACCUUUGACGGUGUUGGGUAUACAUUUAACGGAAAAGGAGAAUAUACUUUGAUGAAGACCACAUCUGAUGUUGCAACUUCUUUCACAAUUCAAGCCCGUACAGAACAGGCUACUAAUACUAGAGGAGAACAGGUACAAGCAACAGUGGUAACAGCAGUGGCUAUGAAAGAGGAAGACAGUGACACGAUCCACAUCCAGCGCAGUGAAAGAACCAUACUGGAGGUACUUAUUAAUGGUGAAGUUCUUGAUUUAAAACGACAAACCUCCUUGCAUUUCUACGGUGUUUACUUGAACUUUCCGUAUACAUAUGAGAAUGGGAACAUCACCCGAGUGACUGUGACUUUUGAAGACUCCCUCAUCGGCGUUGUCGUCAAUGGCACGUCUGAUAUGCUCGUUUGCCAUGUCUUUAUACCAGACAAUUACAAGAAUCGCGUUGAAGGUCUGAUGGGAACAUGGAAUGACGAUCCUACCGAUGACCUGACGGACAAUGGAGGGUCAGUGAUCAGCCCCGACGAUACACCACAACGUAUUUAUGAAUUUGCUAAAAGUUGGGAAAUUCAAGAUACCGCUGAGAAGCUAUUCUAUUAUGAAGCAGGUACUAAUCACGAGUACUACCAGGAUAAUGGUUUUAUACCUGCAUUUACUCCACCCAACACGUUGCCAAGUGAGGUCAAAGAGGGAAUGGAACAGGUUUGUGAUGGUAAUGUAUACUGUGAAUAUGAUGUACGCAUGACAGAGAAUGUCUGGCUUGGAAAGGCUACCAAGGAAGGCUAUGAUCACUACAUGCAAAACCAAAAUGCUUCUGUGGAUCUUGUGGUUUGUGAGUACAUUCCGACUCCAAUUAAUGGAACAAAAACUUUCUUCCGUGAGCGGAAUUACCUUGUUGGAUCAGAAAUUGAAUUUGAAUGUGAUGACGAUUUUGUGUUAGUUGGAACACAAUACCGUGUUUGUGAAGGGUCAGGCGAAUGGACCGGUGAUGACCUCCAGAAUGAUUGCAUUCCAAGUCCGAUAUGUGGAGGUUUGGAUCCAGUUGAACAUGGAAGCAUUGACAUCAAGGGAGAAGAUGAUGUUUUAGAAGCUGAAAUCAAUUGCGAUGAAGGUUUUGAGUUGUAUGGCUCCUCAAAAAGAGUUUGUGAUAUAGAAAAUGAAGAAUGGACCGGCAAGGCAUACACAGGUUGCUAUGGUAAGAUCGCAUGUUUUUUUUUAGUUUGCCGUCUACGAGAUGAUGAUGACAAGGAGCGGGAUGAUCACUAUAAUGAUUAUGGAAUGCAAGUAUUCAACACAACUUGA
Messenger RNA from Anneissia japonica, 2049 nucleotides. Its product is annotated as sushi domain-containing protein 2-like. The coding region runs from base 10 to 2049 and encodes 679 amino acids. Lineage: Eukaryota; Metazoa; Echinodermata; Crinoidea; Comatulida; Comatulidae. The record is from RefSeq and is a predicted model, not a curated record. The transcript has 12 exons.